This is a messenger RNA of Acaulospora colombiana, 2427 nucleotides long. NCBI's taxonomy places the organism in Eukaryota, Fungi, Glomeromycota, Glomeromycetes, Diversisporales, Acaulosporaceae. The record is from the annotation of a GenBank genome assembly.
AUGGCUGACAUUUCCGCCCUGCUUGACCAGUCCCUCUUUGAGCCCAUUGACCCCGCUAUCACGCAAGAGGUCCUCAACAAGUCUCCUUUUGUCCCUAUACCCGGUGUCGCCAACUUUAGAGACUUGGGUGGCCUACCCAUCGUCGACCCAAACACGUUCAAUUCAAUCACGCCUGAGGGCAAGACGAAACUAUUCGAGCUUGAUGUCGGAGCAAUUUUCGAUUUCAGGACAACGAUGGAAAUUCGACGCGAGGCGCGUCUGCCCCAAGAUGCGGACGUGAAGAGUGGCGUGCCCGAGUUCAAACGGCCAAAGUCGUCACACGAUAGUAGCCAUGCAGGAGACGUUUCUCUAGACGAGAUUGAAGAAAUUUGCGUCUAUCAUAAUCCUCUGAAAGAUAUUACUCAGCAUGCGCCUCAAGCAUUGAUGAAGCUUUUGACGCAAAUGAGCGCCGGGGAUGUGGGGAUGAUAGGAUCGUAUGAAGACAUACUUGCAGAAGGAGGGAAGAGUUUUGGGAAUAUUAUGAGAUUCCUCUUGGAACAGGCGGAGAAAGAAGUGUCUGAAGGCGUCGUGGAAGUGAAAGAUUCCAAGCUUUUGGGUGUUCCAGACACGUUGAUCGCUCAUGACUAUGCACUGACACGAAUUGGUCUUGAGCCUCUUCGUGAGGCGCUUGAAACCCAGUUCAAGGACUUGAAGGCAGCUAACCAAGCGGCUGCACUUACGCUUGGAUCCAGCAAGGCUUCCACCAUGAUGACGCUCCUCGAAUUACUCAGGACCAAGUACGGCGGAGCUCGAGGCUACUUCAAGGAAUAUUCCGAGUUGACGGACGAAGAGUUAGAUACGAUCAGGAGGUCACUCAUCGUGAACAGUCAAGAACAAAGUUUUGAUGGAGUCUAUAGUAGGCUCUGGACCCAUCAGACCGCCGUCUGUUGGUGCCUGCCUCAGAUAAUAGUGACCACUUCGCGCGCUAUUGGUGCUGCCACUCAAUUCGACAAUUCAGUUCCUUUUGCCUCCCCUCCUCAAUCCCCUGCGAACAUCCAUCUGCAUAACAGGUUCGUCACCGGCAUAAAGUCUAUUCCUGAAACUGAUUGUGCAAGUCGUGGAGCGAAUAAGGGCGACCGGUUACACCUUCAGGUGACAGCAACAGUACUCUCAGCACCUCCAUUCAUCUCUGUUCCUGGAGUCGUCAACUUUCGAGACUUAGGUGGCCUGCCGAUAACACGAGGGACCAGUGAGGGCACGGGAGCAGCAGCGGGAAUCUCCACCACCACCACUAAUGGCAGUCCCAGCACUGGGGCCAACGAAUUAGACGAUAGGUGGGUGGUCGGGUCGGGUCGGUUGUUCCGAUGUGCCCAGUUAAACUUGAUCACGCCCGAGGGGAGGGAGCGGUUAUUCGACCCUUUGGAUGUGGGUGCCAUCUUUGACUUGAGGACGAUGGCAGAAGUGAGGAGGUAUGCGGGUGUGCCUGCUGACAGCCAGGAUCCGACGGCUGGGCUAAUGCAGUUUAACCGCGCACGGCAACCAGGGUCUAGUGGAGGAGGUGAAGAUGGUGGGAAUGGUGAAGAGGAGAUCAAGGUGUACCAUGUCCCGCUGAGAGAUGUUGCCCUCUCUUCACCACAAGCCACGUUGGAACGGUUGAUGAUAUAUGGAAAAGGGGAGGAAGGGUUCAUGGAGAUGUAUGAGGAGAUGCUGGUGCUAGGCGGGAAGAGUUUUGGACAGAUCAUGCGCUUCCUCUUGCAAACCGCCAAGGAGGAGUACGUUCAAGUCGAGGAGGGCCAAUGGAAGGGAAAGGCGUGUCUAUGGCAUUGCUUUGUGGGAAAGGAUAGAACUGGUGUGUUUGCCGCCCUCUUGCUGAACCUGUUGGGUGUGUCGGACGAGGUCAUCGCACACGACUAUUCCUUGACACGAAUCGGCUUGGAGCCAUCCCGAGAGGCGAUCAAGGAGCAGUUCAAGCAGAUCAUCAUCGCCGACAGGCAAGCAGCUAUCGCAUUAGCUUCGAGCAACGCGAGCCUCAUGCUGAGAUUCCUUGGCUUGCUAAAGACCAAGUAUGGAGGGGCGAGGGCGUAUUUCAAAGAGUAUUCUGGCUUGACGGACGACGAACUGGACCUCAUCAAACGCUCCUUGAUAAACGUGACGCUUGGUAUACGGAACCGAGGAGAGCAGCAAUACACUAGUGGGAAGAACACGCUGCAACUCGACCCUGUGGAUUUGUCAUCGUUCACGACAAAAAGUCAGCAAGAGGCUCUCCUCUACAGUCCGUCCUCGUACCUCAUUAACCCAGACUAUUCGGCUUACGAGCCCAGUCGCGAGCCACAACGUGUUUCUAAGGUUCGGAUUAGAUUACGAUGCUUCGCCUACCCUCCCAGCUGUGAAUUGACAACCACCACAUAUAGGGUCGUAAGCGCCCCUGGCAAAACCCAGGUCUCGUAA